Messenger RNA from Triticum aestivum (bread wheat), 1308 nucleotides. RefSeq names its product callose synthase 3. The coding region runs from base 276 to 1289 and encodes 337 amino acids. The record is from RefSeq and is a predicted model, not a curated record. Gene Ontology annotation, cellular component: plasma membrane. The transcript has 12 exons. Lineage: Eukaryota; Viridiplantae; Streptophyta; Magnoliopsida; Poales; Poaceae. Gene Ontology annotation, molecular function: glucosyltransferase activity.
UCUACCAUAUUUAUUUUCUUCCUAUUACUUCUGGACUCCUGCGGCUCGAUCAUAUCGCUCCUUCCCGGUGGGAUGCAUGGCGCCCUCCUCAGCCUCCACCGUUGAGGUCGCCAGUGAGUCCCUCUUCGACAGUGAGGUCGUCCCCUCCUCGAUCGUCGAGGUCACACCCUACCUCCGCGUCGCCAACGAGGUCGAGGCAAGCAACCCACGCGUCGCUUACCUAUGAGAAUGAUUCCACCUUGAAGGGAAGGGUUGAGCAGAGUGAUGCAUGCGAAAUGCGGAGUUUCUACCAGCACUACUACAAGACGUACAUCACGGCACUCCAAAAUGCCGCCGAUACAGCUGACCGUGCUCAGCUCAAAAAGGCGUAUCAGACUUCAAAUGUGUUGUUUGGGGUCCUAAAGGACGCCGUUAAUGUUUCACAGAAGAUCCAAGUUGAUCACGCCAUUCUGGAAACAAACAACCAUCCUGACAGUGCUAAUCACUAUCUUCCUGACAGUGCUAAUCAGACUAUUAUGAGAUAUCCCAAGAUCCAAGCAGCUUUGCAUGCCCUUAGUGACACCAGGGGUCUGCCAUGGCCCAAGGACCAUGAAAAGAAGGCUGAUGCAGAUCUUCUUGAAUGGCUUCAGGCCAUGUUUGGGUUUCAGAAAGAUAAUGUGUCCAAUCAGAGAGAACAUCUCGUACUAUUGCUUGCCAACAUGCAUAUAAGGCAGAUCUCCAAACCUGAACAACAACCAGAGUUAGAUGACCAUGUGUUGGAUACAACAAUGAACAAGCUAUUCAAGAACUACAAGAGAUGGUGCAAGUACCUUGGCCGCAAAACCAGCUUAUGGCUGCCGACAAUUCCACAAGAAGUACAACAGCGUAAGCUUCUCUAUAUGGGCCUUUAUCUGCUCAUAUGGGGCGAGGCGGCUAACUUGCGAUUUAUGCCAGUGUGUCUUUGCUACCUCUUUCACCAUAUGGCUUUUGAAUUGUAUGGUGUGUUGGCUGCAAACGUGAGCCCAGUAACUGGUGAAAAUGUUAGACCAUACUAUGGUGGCGAAGAGGAAGCCUUUUUGAAGAAAGUCGUGACUCCAAUUUCCAAAAUCGUAGAAACGGACAAAGCUGAAAGGAGUGGGACAAUAAAAUCAAAACACUCACAUCGGAGAAACUAUGAUGAUCUCAAUGCGUUCUUUUGGUCAAAUGACUGUUUCCAAUUAGGAUGGCCAAUGAGAGCCGAUGCUGAUUUUUUUCAAGAAGAGGAGCAACCUGUGAUGCUGAGAUACGCGACGGAACAUACCAAAAUAUGAGGGACAUCACCAGGUAAAG